AUGGAUGGGAGUCUCCAGGGUCUUGAAGCCGUAUCAAGACAAAAACAGUGGGGGCUGAGAGAUGAUUUGAGACAUGGUGUGUUUGGUGCUGAAACUAAUGAAACACAGUCAGUGUCAGUGACGGAGGGAGAUUCUGUUACUCUAAACACUGAUGUUACUGAAAUACAUGAAAACGAGGACAUACUGUGGACUUUUGGAACUGAAACGUCUCUCAUAGCUAGAAUAAAAAAAAACAAACAAAGCUCCCCCAUAUAUCCUGAUACUGAUGAGAGAUUCAGAGACAGACUGAAGCUGGACGAUCAAACUGGAUCUCUGACCAUCACAAACAUCACAACUGAACACGCUGGAGUUUAUCAACUACAGAUAAGUGGAGCAAGAUCAUCAAAAAAAACAUUGAGUGUUUCCGUCUAUACUCAGUUAUCUGUUCCUGUCAUCAGCAGUAACUCUUCAAACUGUUCUUCAUCAUCCUCAUCCUCAGAGCAGAAUUGUUCAUUGCUGUGUUCAGUGGUGAAUGUGGGUCAUGUGACUCUCUCCUGGUACAAAGGAAACAGUUUAUUGUCCAGCAUCAGUGUGUCUGAUCUCAGCAUCAGUCUCUCUCUACCUCUGGAGGUGGAAUAUCAGGAUAAAAACAGCUACAGCUGUGUGCUCAACAAUCCCAUCAGCAACCAGACUCAACAUCUGGACAUCACUCAGCUCUGUCACACAUGUUCAGGAAACACAGAAAAACUGACAGCAAAGGCAAGUGUUACCUACUGCUGUUAA
This is a messenger RNA of Carassius carassius (crucian carp), 762 nucleotides long. Its product is annotated as SLAM family member 9-like. The record is from RefSeq and is a predicted model, not a curated record. NCBI's taxonomy places the organism in Eukaryota, Metazoa, Chordata, Actinopteri, Cypriniformes, Cyprinidae. The coding region runs from base 1 to 762 and encodes 253 amino acids. The transcript is spliced from 4 exons.